Messenger RNA from Labrus bergylta (ballan wrasse), 1680 nucleotides. RefSeq lists its product as uncharacterized. NCBI's taxonomy places the organism in Eukaryota, Metazoa, Chordata, Actinopteri, Labriformes, Labridae. Gene Ontology annotation, biological process: response to bacterium. The record is from RefSeq and is a predicted model, not a curated record.
UGUCUGCACAUAAAAUAUGUGAAAGUGUUGUGCUGGGUGUUAGCAGUGCUAGCACCUCCAGCCUUCAGUCCUUCCUGUACUGGUUACACCUUGCCUUCACAGACUGGUUAUCUGCCAUUUUAACUUGACACAAUAUAUGCUUCCUUGCAGGAGGUAUGUUGUAUAAAGAGAGACCUCAGUCACACACUAACUAGAGCACAAUGAGGAACAGUAUCUUGAUAACAGCUUCACUUCUCUGCAGCCUCGGUUUGAAGUCUCAGACUGUGGGGGUCCAGUCUGGUGAUGAAGUCACACUGCAGUGCUCCAACUUUUCCAGUACUUACACACAGAUCAUUUGGUUCAGACUGAACAGAAGUGAGCCUCGCUGCAUCUCCCAUAUGUUUAGGUCUUUUGAACCUGCUACAUUCUGCAGUGGAUUCAAAGAUGGAAAAUUCAACAUGACAUCAAACAUUUCCACUGUCUUCCUCAACAUCAAACAAGUGGAUUUGUCCGACUCUGGACUUUAUUUUUGUGGAUAUUAUGUGAGCAGAUAUCCACUGAUUGUUGAUGCAACAUUUUUAGAGGUUCAAGAAGUGAAUUAUGAAAUGACAAAGCUGGUGAUCGUGGUCCUGGUCGGUUUGGUGGUUGUCAUGGGGAUGAUCAUCAUUUGUCUGUCUGUUAAAAUCAAAUGGCUUCACAAAGCUCAUAUUGAAGAACAGGACCCGCAACAGGAAGAGAAUCUCGGGGCAGACAGCCUGAUCUAUUCCGCUGUGACUUUCCGUCCAAAAACCGAGCGAAACCUCAGGCCUGACCCCAACAGAGAAGACAACAAGAGUUGUAUUUAUUCAGGCACCAGAUAGACUCAGGAAGCACCUGCAACCGCAGCUAAAAUAGAACAAAUAGGAACUGAUGCUUUAUAAUUAAUGUGAUGGUGUGUUUCAAAGUGGUUGCUAGAAGUACAAAACAAAUUCAAAUAAUGUCGAGAGCGAGCCUGAGCAAACCACUAGGCCAAACACGUUGUUCAUUCCUCAUAAUUAUCAAAUAGAAAGCUCUUUGUGAUGAUGAAUGAUCCUACAUCCUCCCCACAGCACAAACAAACUGUUGGGGAUCAAUUUUUGGUCUGACUUUCCUUUCUUUGUCAAUGCCAAGGUCAUCAUUUUGAUUGUUAUGCUGAUGAUACAUAGGUUUAUCUGUCCAAUGAACUAUAUCUUGCUUUAGUUUAGUUCAUAAUAUUUAUUUGUUUCAUUGAGUUUCAUAGAUUUUGAAUGAUGUGGCUUUGAUUAAAUAUAUUCUGUUACAAUUUAAGAAAGCAGUUGUUUGUGAUUGUAAUACCGCUGAUUGGGAGAGCUUGUGUACGAGCCUAAGCCUUCUGUUUAUUUAAAUACAGGACUUAUUAAAUAUGAAUAAUUUUACUAUUUAAUUGAUUUGAGACUGAUUUUGGUGAUAUUUGGUUAUUGUUCUCUGAUAUCAGAGUGGUGCCCCGUUUUAUUAACUCAGUUUAAUAAUGUUGUUAAUUUAUAUUCAUAAUUAAUUAAGGAUAAUUAUUAAUAUAAAUUUAUAUAACCAAAGUCGACUAGAAAAGAACUGACAUAAUUGUUGCCUGCGUAUUAGCUCUGCAAAACCCCAACAGUGGCGAUUCUAAAAUAUGGUGGGGCCCUAGGCAAAAAUCAAUUGGGGGGCUCUCCAACCAUUUUGUCUGCC